Molecule: messenger RNA, 3533 nt
Organism: Oncorhynchus nerka (sockeye salmon)
Lineage: Eukaryota; Metazoa; Chordata; Actinopteri; Salmoniformes; Salmonidae
Product: putative monooxygenase p33MONOX
Exons: 8
Coding region: 473-1657 (394 amino acids)
Cellular component (GO): cytoplasm
Source: RefSeq, a predicted model, not a curated record
ACAGUUUUGAUCGCUCAGAUCCACUAUUCUAUUCCAUUCCAGUAUCACUGUCUAACGUUACACCGUCUGACACGUCUGACACGUAACGUAAAAUCGUUAAGAAAUUAUUAGAUGAUCCGAUUAAUGUAAUUGUGUGCCAUAUUCACGGAUAUUAACUAGUGUUUACAAGGGGAAACGUAGUCAUUUGCACAACUGAAUGCUUUCAUCCGAAAUGUGUCUUCUGCAUUUAACCCAACCCCAACCAGAGAGGCUGUAUUGAUCGACGCCCAGCGAGCAAUUGUUGUGGGGAUUAAAUGCCUUGCUCAAGGGCAGAACCUUGCCUGCUCGGGGAUUCGAGCAAGCAGCUUUUCAGUUACUGUCCCAACUCUCUAACUGCUAGACUACCAGUCACACAUAACUAUAUAGCCGUAUACUGUGCUGUUCUGACGAUGUAGGCUAUGAUCUGCUCUAGUUUCGAGCUGUUUUUCUGAACAUGGCCUCAGCCACAGACCACCUGUCUAACAUGUCCUCUUCUUAUUGUUGUAUUUUGUUCCUUUCCAGCUUUCAAGGUCUGUACUCCUCCUCCUGUCCCACAAUGCUUUAUCAGCAGGCCUUAAUGUCUGAGAGUCCAGUCCAAUCUUUUGUCAGGUUGGAUUCAUCUGAACACUACCUCAUUGUCAGCCAUAAGAGUCGGCCUUCUGAAACGAUGUCCAGAUCAGGCGAUAUACCAGCCCUGGAGUCUGGGACCUCAGAGGGGCAACUGGGAGGCCUGUCCCUACCUGUUGGCAUGACCCGCCGUGCCAUGAGCUAUGAUGACAACAUGGAGGCGCCCAUGUCGCCGCCUCCCUCUGAUAUCAACAUCAACAACCUGUGGGCGAAGAGGCCCGUCGUCCCGCCCAGGAGGUUCCGUCAUCAGGCUGAGGAGGAUGAAUCUGGAAGUACCCUAACCCACGCUGCGCCUUUUGACCCUGGCCACAGGCCAAAUAUGCCUGUCGUGGUGAAGGCCAAAGCAUCCUCCGUCAUCAUCAACUCUCUCAUGACCAAGCAAACCCAGGACAGCAUGUACAGGUUUGAGCAGCAGGCUGGGCUGAGAGACACUGGGUACACCCCCCAUAAGGGCCUCACUGCUGAGGAGACCCGCCACCACCACCGCAUGCCUGAGUCAUUCCAAAAAAUGAACAUUCCAACUGUGGAUAUGGGAGCGGGACAUAAGGGAGGACAUGAGGACAAGCAAACAUCAUCUGCUCAGUCCACCCCUAAUAGCACUCCUCAGAGCUCACCUAAACAGAACCGCAGGGGCUGGUUGUCCAGCCAGAGCUCGACAGCAUCUGUCAGUAGCUCAGACCUCAGUACCAGCUCUAACAGCAGUGUGGACAUGGGUGCCGGUGAGGGGGGAGGAGCAGUCGAGCGCUGGGGUAUCUUUGGACCACGUCCGGUUGUUCAGAAAUCCACUACCGACCCAGGGGGUUUUGCUCUCCAGUCGUACCGCGGGGCCCAGAAGCCCACCCCCAUGGAGGUGAUGAAGGCUCAGGCCACUCGGCUGGCUCUUGACCCUGCUGUUAACCAACAGGCCCCUCCCAAGAUGGAGAUCCCCAUCACGGAGAGCAGUAGACUGUCAGCACAGCCACACAAGCUCAAACCUCGAGACAUAAAUAUCCUCACGCCCUCAGGUUUCUGAGACGUUCCAUGUUGUCACUACUCCUUCAUUUUGUAGCUGGUCUACCAUCUAGUCCAAGGCUCUCCAACUCUGCUCCUGGAGAGCUACCGUCCUGUAGGUUUUCACUCCAACCUGAUUCAGCUUAACAACCAGCUAAUUAUUGGAAUCAGGACAGUGGUGCUCCAGGAACAGGGUUGGAGAGCCCUCUGGUCUAGACUAUUCUCUCCCUACUUCUAUUAAUUAACACCCUUGUUUUGCCUCAGCCUUUUGCCUUGUAAUAGAACCGUGUAUAUUUACUUUGUAUGUAUGGUCCGACUGUGAAGAUGUUCUGAUGCAUGGUGUUGCAAAGUGUAACUCUCACUGUUUUGACAAAGACCGUAAAAGUCACACUGUGUUCAUGGUUUGGUCAUUCAGUUGGCUUGUGAGUCUCAUUCAGAAGUACACUCUCACGAGCUUUUCAUUGUCUGCAGAUUUCUGUAAGAUGUAAUGAUUCACAUUUGUCUUCAAGAACAUUAUGGUGAUUAUUGUUCACCCUCAAGGAAGUGUUUUUUUUGUUUGUUUCCGUGUUUCCGCAUUCCUGCUGUCAAGUCGACCGUUUUGAAGUUGAAACACUGUCAGUAAAACCCUGCAACAGAAUGUUAAUAACGUUGCAUAUUAAUCAGAGAACUGUUACUAUUUGACUGACCCUGUUCAGGUAUUUUCACUUUUUUUUAUAUAUAGAAAAAGAUCCAUAUAUAUACCUCACCUGUGGUCUUUGUUGUAAAUAUCUGAUUAAAUAACAAUGCUAACAACAGUAAAAAAAAGUAUGGUUCCAUCUUCCAGAAUUUGACUGAACCAUCAACCUUCCAGAAACAGUGGAAAGAUAGUCAGCACUGCAGAGGUCAAAGAACCUGCCGGGGAAGGAUGGAUUUUCAUUGGGAUUUAGAAAUGUAUCUUUAGGUAAAUUUCAUAACCGUUUCUAGGGCAAGAUUAGUUACUGAUUGACAGGAAUAGAAACCUGCAGCUGUUGCACUGGGAUGUGAAGUGAUGGUCAUGUCUUCAGCAGAUACUAACUAUCGCCAGUAGGUGGAAUCCCACUCUUUGUGACACCAUCUGCACUGUGACUGGACAACUCACAGGCUGCAGUGCUUGGAUUUAAUUGAACCCUGUACAGUAUUGCUAUGUCAGCCUAUAUCUGUGCCCCUGACUGAUAUACUGCCCUGUGAGAUUCCCUCGCGUUUACUAAUUGUUAAUGAAGCCGGUGAAUAUCAAUAGCUCAGUUGUUCAUGUAAAACCAAUUGGCACAAACAGCCAGUCAGCUGAGAUUCCCUCUAUGCUUUAACAUAAUGGGUUUCCUCAGCCCCCCAUGGCUUCUUUCAAAGCCACCCUUCUUAUUGCCACAGGCACAACCCAUGCCUUCCAGUAAUCAUUCCCCUGCCCCCACCAAAUCUCUCCCAGAGUGACUGCAUAGCAUGUCAUUUCCUACACCUACGCGGUGAGCCCUAUGGGAUGUCUGGUGUUGAUCUGGAGACAGCGGCCCACCCUCGCCUCGGCCUGCUGCCCAGCCAGUGACUGAGCAUUUUGCUCUCUGACUUGCUAUUUGUUAUGGAGCAAAAACUCUGUGGGCCUCACCAAUAUAUCUGGGGGAGAAGGCGAUCAUAGUCAAAUCUACACAAAGGAACUCUCGCCCGCAAUCUUGAUGCAACAAGUAACAUUUUUCUAUUGGCUGUCACUUGGAUUCAAAGGCUUUUAUGAUGCAUUGGUUCUUACCUUUAUCUUCAAGAAUCUUUUCUAGAUCACCCACACUAAGUUAAGCAAUAGUUGGAAUUGUCAGUUUUGGUGGGGACGUCAGCUCACCAUGAAAUCACCAUGGGAACGUUCAUGGGAAGGGUUUCCUAAUAAAAAUAUAUGUUCUUUA